Trichophyton benhamiae CBS 112371 is the source of this 690-nucleotide messenger RNA. RefSeq lists its product as uncharacterized. The record is from RefSeq and is a predicted model, not a curated record. The coding region runs from base 1 to 690 and encodes 229 amino acids. Gene Ontology annotation, molecular function: protein binding. Lineage: Eukaryota; Fungi; Ascomycota; Eurotiomycetes; Onygenales; Arthrodermataceae. The transcript has a single exon.
AUGCGGAUAUUUUUUGAGAUAACCUAUAUUUUAAUACCCUUAUACUUGUUUUCUGUUGGCUCCAAAAUGGGACAAAAUCAGCCGAUAGCGCCUCUUGUUGUUGGUCCGCCCUCGUCGAUGUCCAACAUCAAGCCAGCCAUCGCAAUACCAAAUAAGCAGUCGUUCAUCCGCUUACCUACAGAGAUACACAUGCAUAUUGCAUCUUUCCUAUCAUACCCGGAUGCGUUGGCUUUAAAACAUACCAACAGCUACCUCUACUCGCUAGUUCGAACGAACCUACCAUUACGGGUCGACUGGAUCAUCGAGCGCCAUGAAAAAGGGCUUACAGUCCCUAGAAAGAACUGUGUGCUUCGUACAGACGAAUUGUUCUGCAACAGCGAGGUAAACCAGAUCAUGGAGAGGAGGCGAUGGCACCUGGAGUGCAAACGAGGGCAUGCUGGUUGCCAGGUGAUCGAAGGGUCAAGUUGUGGCGGUAUAUCUGCCCAGCAGCUAUUAAAGGGGAAGCGGCUGAUGUUAAUACUCAGCCGAGGGGGCAUAUAUGUUGAGAAUCGAGGUCAGCCCCUGAAGAGCGCCCUGAUCCAGCUGCCUGAGUCCUUGCUGACAUACCAAACAUACCUAGUUCUCCUUGUUGGAGUUUUACUUGGCAUAAUCGCUCUUAUUUGGAGAUUUUUUACCACCCAUGGAGUGUAA